Pieris macdunnoughi is the source of this 480-nucleotide messenger RNA. Lineage: Eukaryota; Metazoa; Arthropoda; Insecta; Lepidoptera; Pieridae. The record is from the annotation of a GenBank genome assembly.
AUGUACCAGAAACGAUUGAAAAAAGAACGGAAGCAACGACAACAAAUACAAGAACAACUAGAGCUGGAAUUCAAGAGGCGGCAGAAGAUAGAAGAGGCACUCAAACAAUCUGGGGCGCCUUCCGAAAUACUUAGAAUAGUUACUGAGAACCUAACGCCGCAGACGCAAGAGAAUCGGCCGGAGAGAGAGAACGGCACAGAGAGUAAGCCGCCAAGCACUGAACCGCCAACCACCUCACCACCAUUCCAGCGGGAGCCACCAAGAACACCGGACAAACCGCAAUGGAACUAUCCCCCACCACCAGUGGACAUUAUGAGCGGAGGAGCCGCUUUCUGGCAGAAUUACUCUGAAUCCUUGGCUCAGGAGUUAGAAAUGGAGCGCAAAUCACGGCAGCAGGCCCUCGAAAGAGAUGUGAAGAGUCCCUUAUCCGACCGUGCUGCUUACUACAAGAACUCAGUGCUAUUCAGCUCAGCCACUUAG